AAUGUUUUAGGAGAGACACUUCCGAUCUAUUAUUGACACAUUGGCGCCUUACACGAAUGUGCAUAAGUUCAACACAUUCAUCGUAGCAUCAAUACACCGCGUUAUGAUGCGAUGGUUCUGUCAUGUGCCGGAGAAAAUGCGUUAUAAGAUCCAAAGUCAUAUCGAAAACUCUGUGCGAAUGUCUCCAUUUCUAUCCGUACCCGACAUGAAUUCUGGAGUAUACAGACAGCCAAGUGGUGAUGGACGUCAGGUGCCUGGAACUCUGUUCACAUUAGGUGGCAACGGUAUGCCUGAGACGCCACCCCCGAUGGAUGGAGCAGGUUCGAAGGAGGAACGUGGUCCAGAUAGGGUUCAUGAGGAAAUUUUGCGAGCGAUGUCAGUGUUUUUCCAUAUUGGACAGAUCGAUAGUGAUUGGGGCGAUCCCAAGACCCCUGAUCGUCUUACUGAAGCUACACAAGAAAAUUACUUUGUAAAUGACUCGAUUAUCACAGUUAAAACGUUUGUAGAGCAUGUAAAAGAACGUGAUAGGAGCGAUGGAGCACUGAAGGAAAGUGGUAAUGUAGAUCCAAUAAUUCAUUAUACUCGAGAAUGCCUUUUGAAGUUUUACAGAUGGUGA
This is a messenger RNA of Strongylus vulgaris, 616 nucleotides long. The record is from the annotation of a GenBank genome assembly. Lineage: Eukaryota; Metazoa; Nematoda; Chromadorea; Rhabditida; Strongylidae.